Closterium sp. NIES-65 is the source of this 5562-nucleotide messenger RNA. NCBI's taxonomy places the organism in Eukaryota, Viridiplantae, Streptophyta, Zygnematophyceae, Desmidiales, Closteriaceae. The record is from the annotation of a GenBank genome assembly.
AUGGCUGCCGUAACGUCGCUCGUCAUUGAAAUUGGUUCCUGUAGCAUCACGGCAGAGAGGCUUGUCUCGCAAGCCCAGGCCCCAAAGCUGCUGCAGCGUCCACGAUCAGCGUUCUUCGCGCAAUGCCCGCCGAAAGCACUCGUUUCUUGCAAGUCCCAAACCACGAGACGCGUGCUCCCAGCCAUAGCAGCAUCCGACAGCAGCACCGAGACGUCGGCGGCUGCGAGCGGCGGAGCAGCGGAGUAUCUGGAAGUGUUGAUAGAGUCGGACGCGGGUGUGAGCUAUGAUCACCUUCAGGACAAGCUCGCCGCGGGGCAGUGGGAGGAGGCAGACAACGAGACUCGGCGGCUGCUGUGCGUGCUAGCCGGGGAGGCCGCUGCGAAGCGCAAGUGGGUGUACUUCACGGAGGUACAGAACAUUCCCGAUAAAGACCUCCUGACAAUUGACCGGCUUUGGCGGGCGUACAGCAAGGAUCGGUUCGGGUUCAGCGUGCAACGGAAAAUGUGGCGCGCUAUGAGCCGACAGUGGAAGCCGCUGUUUCUGCAGAUCGGGUGGACCUACGGCCCCAACAGCACGUACAAGAAAUUCCCGAUGGAAUUUACGUGGGAGCUGGACGCGCCCGUGGGCCACCUGCCGCUGACGAACGCCCUGCGAGGCACGCAGCUGAUUGAGAAGCUGUUCACGCAUCCCGCGAUGUCCGCGUUCGACGCCGACGAGACGAUGCCGGACCUCGACACCGUGCCCAGCGUCGUGGCCGCGGAGCCGGAGAAGGGCGCCGCCAGCCCCAGCAGCAGUGGAGCCGUGGGAGUUUCCGCCCAUUUCUAUCAAUCCUCUUCCCCCGGUCGUAGACCUCCCACCCACACCACCACUCCCGUCAUCCCUCACUCAUCAGCCUAUAGUCACCACGCGUUUGGCGCAGUCACCAUUGGACACCGGCAGCCGAGCCGCCCAGCAGCAGACGAGCCGCCGAGCCGCCCAGCAGCAGCCGAGCCGCCCAGCAGCAGCCGAGCCGCCCAGCAGCAGCGGAGCCGCCCAGGAGCAGCCGAGCCGCCCAGGAGCAGCCGAGCCGCCCAGCAGCAGCCGAGCCACCCAGGAGCAGCCGCGCCGCCCAGCAGCAGCCAAGCCGCCCAGCAGCAGCCGAGCCGCCCGGGAGCCGAGCCGCCCCAGCAGCCUAGCCGCCGAGUCGCCAGGCGACCUUCCUCCCGAGCUACCCGACCUGCCCUGCCCGGUGAGCACCGCACCGUUGUCACUGCGUACCCUUCCCCUACUGCUUGCACUGCUCCACUGUCGUCGUCAUGGCUACACCCAGUGUCCUCGCUUUUGACGCUGAGGGUCGAGCCAUUUGACUUUGAGGUCUGGCUCGACGACCUGCAGCUGUUUUUACAGUGCGACAGGGCCGACAAUCUGUCUCUCUUUGACCUCACCUCUGGCGUUGUCCCUGCCCCUGCUGCUGAUGCUGACGCCACUGUUCGCUCUCAGUGGGCCACGCGCGAUGCUGCUGCACGUCUUGCUGUGCGUCGCCACCUGCCUACCGCUGAGCGCGCGCACUUUAGCCAGUACAAGAGUGCUCAGACCUUGUACGACGCUGUAGUUGCGCGCUACUCCUCCCCUGCCACUGCUGCACUGAGCCGCCUCAUGCUCCCCUUCCUCUUCCCUGACCUUGCCGCCUUUCCCACUGUCGCUGAUCUCAUCACGCACCUCCGCACUAGUGACACUCGCUACCGCGCUGCGCUUCCUGCUGACUUCUGCGCCAAGAACCCCCCCCCCAUGGGUGUUCUCCUUCCCCUCUCCUGCCCUCUGUCGCCUCUGCCGCUGCGGCCGACCUCGUUGGUCUUGAGUCGGUCGGUGCGGCGUCUGCCCCUAGCGGGAGACGCCGCUCUGGCAAGAGCAAGGGGGGCAAGGGAGCGGGUGGGGCCAGUGGGGGCGGGUGGCGGUGGAGGUGGAGGCGGCGGAGGGAGUGGGGGUGGCGGUGGAGGUGGUAGUGGGGGUGGGGGUGCUAGUGGCAGCGGUGGCGGCGGGAGUGGCGGCGGCGGUGGCGGUGGUAGCGGAGGUGGCGGAGGUGGCGGCGGUGGAGGUGGAGGCGGGGGCGGUGGAGGCGGAGGCGGGGGUGGCGGAGGUGGAGGUGGUCGGAGUGGGGCUUCGCAGCGGAGCGGCACUGGUGGCGGUCAGCGCCAACAGCAGCAGCAGCAGCAACAGCAACGUUCUCGCGACGUCCCCACCCCUCAGCAGCUCCGUGAGUGGUACAUGCAGCGUCAGCGCGGUGGGGGUUUUGGUCCCUGCACCAACGUUCUCCGCACUGGUGACCGCAAUGGAGAGCAGUGUGGGGGUGCCCACCCCGCCCAGCGCUGCUUUGGCCGCCUGACAGACGCUUGGCGUCAGCAGUUCCCGGAGGCCGCGGAGAUCCCCCGCCGGGGAGAGCUGUGUAGGGCUGGUGUAGCUAUCUUUGAUCUUGAUUUUGAUGCUAUCCUUGCUGCCAUGUAUGCCCUGACCAUUAGUGAGGAGGGUGACUGUUACCGGUGUUUCCCGCCCGACCCGGGCAUUGGUACUGCUGCUCCAGGUGCCGGUACUGCGUCGGCUUCGGCCUCCCACACCUUCACUCUUGACUCUGGAGCGUCUCGCUCUUUCUUUCGGGACCGCACCACACUUACGCCGCUUAGUCGGCCGGUUGCGGUUUCCCUGGCUGACCCCUCUGGGGUCCUCUUGGUGAGUGGUGCUGACCUACAGGAUGGGGGAGUUCACCAGUUCACCCCUGCUAGUCAGCGAGUGACGCACUGCACGGAGGCUAGCACGGGUCGUCACCUGGCUACGUUUACACGUCAACCAGGGUUGAGCCUGUACACACUGACCACUGCUUCUCCUCCAGAUGCCGAGUCUGGUAGCGUGCCUUCGUCUGGUCAGGUGUUUGCUGCAGCGUCCAGAGGCAUGGCCUCCCGUCUUCUUGUGUCUGGUCUCCCCCGGUCUCUACCUCCCCUUCCUCAGGGCCCUGGCCCUGCCUGUGUCCCCUGUGUCGAGGGGCGCCAGCGUGCUGCCCCUCACUCCUCCCAGUUUCCUCCGACAGAGGCUCCGUUGCAGACGCUUCACAUGGACGUGUGGGGCCCUGCCCGCGUCCGUGGACUCGGUCACGAGCGCUACUUCCUGCUGGUGGUUGACGACUACUCGCGUUACACCACAGUCUUCCCCUUGCGCAGCAAGGGUGAUGUCACUGAGGUGCUGAUCGACUGGAUCCGCGCAGCUCGUCUCCAGCUCAGGCAGAGCUUUGGCUCGGACUUUCCUGUGUUGCGUCUGCACUCGGACAGAGGCGGAGAGUUCUCCUCUGGCCUUCUGCGUGCCAACUGUCGUGCGCGAGGCAUCCGCCAGACCUUCACGCUUCCGGACUCCCCGCAGCAGAAUGGGAUUGCAGAGCGCCGCAUUGGCAUGGUCAUGGACGUCGCUCGUACGUCCAUGAUGCAUGCGGCUGCCCCCCAUUUUCUGUGGCCGUUUGCGGUCAGGUACGCGGCGCAUCAGAUCAACCUCCACCCCAGGGUCUCCAGGCCGGAGACCUCCCCAGCGCUGCUGUGGACGGGGAAGGUUGGCGAUGCGUCGGCGUUCCGGGUCUGGGGAUCUCGGGCGUUUGUCCGCGACUUGUCUGCGGACAAGCUGUCCCCUCGCGCUGCUCCCUGCGUCUUCCUGGGGUUCCCCCCCGACGCCCCCGGGUGGCAGUUCUACCACCCCUCCUCUCGACGUGUUCUGUCCUCCCAGGACGUCACGUUCGACGAGUCGGUACCCUACUACCGCCUCUUCCCCUACCGCACUCCGUCCCUCCCCCCGCCCCCGCUCUUCUUGGUACCAGGUCCCCCCCCGGUAGACCCCCUUCCCCCUCAGGGUCCUGCCCCUUCAGGUGUGUCCCAGGUAGACGCGGUCGAGCCUGUCGAGGUCACUGGUGACUCUGGUACGGUUGUGGGAGCUGAGCCUGGGGGUGCUGAGACUGGAGGUGCUACGCCUGUGGGUGCUGAGCCUGGGGGUGCGGAGUCUGGAGGUGCUGAGCUUGGGGGUGCUGUGCCUGGGGGUGCUGAGCCUGGGGGUGCUGAGCCUGGGGGUGCUGAGCCUGGGGGUGCUGUGCCUGGAGGUGCUGAGCCUGGGGGUACUGUGCGUGAGGGUGCUGAGCCUGGGGGUACUGAGCCUGGGGGUGCUGAGCCUGGGGGUGCUGAGACUGGGGGUGCUCCGCCUGGAGGUGCUUCGGCUCGCCGAGAGCCACUCUCCCCUCAGGAGCUCCGUGAGUGGUUUGCCAGACGCUGGAGGCGUGCUGCUGGUGCUGGAGGUUCUUCGGCUGCAGAGGGUACUGCUGCCGAGCGUCCCGGCGGUGCUCGUACUGAGGGUGCUGGAGCUGCUGGGUCUGAGGGUUCUCCUGGAGCUGGUGCUGCUGAGGGUGUUGACGCUGAGACUGCCGCUGGAGGUCCGACUGGCGGUGCUCCUGCUGGUGCUGCUGGAGGUUCGGGAGCUACUGGAGGUGCUGCUGGAGCGGGUACUCCUGCUGGGGGUACUGGUGCUGUCCCUGCUGUUUCUGGCGUCGCCGCGCGGCCCCGGCCGUACUUCGUUCCGCUCCUGCAGCAGGUUCUUGGUCUUACACCUUCUCCUGGUCCUCCUCCUCCUCCCUUUGAGGGUCCACAGCCUGUCUCGUCACAGUCACAGCUACAGCCUGCCUCCCCUUUGCCUGCUCCUUCUCCCUACGGUGGUCCGACAGGAGGUCUUACUGAGCGUCGUGAGCCUGCGUCUCGUCCUGCGUCGCCUGUUCGUACUGCGCGCGCUAGUGGUCGCGGUUCGCGUCAGCGUCCUCCUCCUGUCCCUGGCACGCACCGGAUGUCUCUGCGCCCAUCCACUGCUCCUCUGCGUGCCCCUUUGCCUUCUCCUCCUGCUUCCUCUCUUCCUGCUCUUGCCAACCCGAAGUCAGACUCUCUUCGUGCUGCCAGUCCUACUGUCACGCGUCUCCUUGCUACUGCUGUCACUGACCCUUCUUUCGAGUCUUCUGCUGCGUCUGCCCUUGUCACUGAGCUCGUCGACUUUGCUGCGCGCUGUCGCCUAGACUACGCUGCUAGUCUUGUUGCUGAGUCUGAGUCUGCCUGUCCUCCGUCCGUCGGGGGUGAGUGUGCCCUUGGCACGGACGUCCUUGAGGACAGGCAGGAGGAGUUCCAGUGUCUGGCCGCCGCUUCACCUCAUCUCGCGUCUGUACUGCUAGCCCCUGAGGGAGACCCGGAUGCACUAGACAUCCUGACUCCGCGCUCUUACGCGGAGGCGAUAGAGGGUCCCUACUCCUCUCAGUGGCAGGCAGCUAUGGAUGCAGAGAUGGCUUCCUGGAAGUCCACAGGCACCUACGUCGACGCUGUUCCCCCUCCUGGGGCGAACAUCGUCAGUGGCAUGUGGAUUUUCAGGGUGAAGCGGCCGCCGGGUUCUCCGCCUGUCUUCAAGGCGCGUUACGUGGCUCGUGGCUUCAGUCAGCGGCAGGGGGUUGACUACUUUCAGACCUUCUCCCCCACCCCGAAGAUGACCACUCUUCGGGUACUGCUGCACGUUGCAACAAGGGCCUAG